Molecule: messenger RNA, 1126 nt
Organism: Syngnathoides biaculeatus (alligator pipefish)
Lineage: Eukaryota; Metazoa; Chordata; Actinopteri; Syngnathiformes; Syngnathidae
Product: jupiter microtubule associated homolog 1-like
Exons: 5
Coding region: 188-709 (173 amino acids)
Cellular component (GO): nucleus
Source: RefSeq, a predicted model, not a curated record
UGAGGCGAAUGACGGUGGGCGGAGUGACGAUUUGCAGUUACCGAAGCAGCUCUUCGUGGACUGGCGGACGGCUUCAGGCUUUCCACAGUGUCGGGUGGAGACCACCUCCUUUUAUCUCAUUUGGCUGGUGACUUUUCUUUCCCCCCCCCUAUUCGUCGCUUCGAAUUCAUCAAGAAACCCGUCGAAGAUGACGACGACCACCACCUUCCAAGGAGUGGAUCCCGGUGCCAAAAGCAGUUCCAGGGUACUACGACCACCAGGCGGGGCCUCCAGCUUCACCUUUGGCACAGAGGAAAACACCACCCCCCAGCGUAAGAACAAGAUGGCUUCCAGCAUCUUUGCAGAACCCGAGGACCCCCAUGCUCAUCGGAGGAACAAUCCACCCAGUGCCAGUGAUGCCGCUGCAGGAACCCUGUGUGGGGAGCCCUCAGCCCCACUGAGACGGUGCCAGCAGCCCAUUCUAUUUCCCAAGAACCCUCAGCCAGAGCUGACGACCAUCCACAACUCUGGAGCUGCUUUGGUGUGGAACCAAAGACAAGAGGAUGAAAAUGGCCAAGAACAAGCCAACAAUGAUUGUCCCGACAAUGAGGAGCCAGAUAAGGAGGAGCAGGAGGCACCACAACCCUCCGCCCCGUCGGGAAGUGCCAACUCUUCUGCGGGCAACCGAAGAAACCCACCCGGUGGCAAGUCCAGCCUCAUCUUGGGUUGAGAGACCCUUCUCCUCUUCAUUUUCCUCUUCCAUUUGAACACAUUUUUUUUUUAAUUUUCAAAGAUAAAUCCCCCACCCCUUUCCCGUAUCACUCUUCCCCUCCAUCACCCCGUCACCUCUUUCGACUCGUGUCUUCCGCACGGUCAUCUCCUCCUCCUCCUAUUCCUUUCUAAUGCCAACAUGUCCUUUUAAUCCUUUUUUUCUAUUAAAGAACUGUCAAUAAAAGCACUUUACGUAUCUCUGUGCCCUCUUCCUGCCUGUUCCAGCCACUCCUGUAGUCAUUGGCACCUGCCGGGGAAGGCGUGACAUUUAGCCUGUCUCCCCCCCGCUCAUCUGUGUUGUAAAUGCUAAAAAAGAAAACAAAACUGAAUUGUUGCGUGAAUUUCUAAAUACAAUAAAGACUAUGAAUUUGCUGAG